CCGAGGUCAAUCCUCACCGGUGGCGCCAGUCAACCGGUCACCCCUCUCUCUCUUGCCAAUUUUUAUGAAGGUAAAAGUGAAUCUACUGAAAGGUUCAUCAUCUUUGGCAUUUUUUGGGUUUUGCGCAGAGCACAUCAAUGGCAAGCCAGUAAUUUUAAUUAUACAGCAACAAUCAGAAGUACCACAGUUUGGCAAAUGGGAAAGUGAAGAAAAUGUUUCCUAUACGGAAUAUUUUGAUAAAGCAAGAAAAGGUAAAGGUGGCGUGAGGAUGAAUCCAAAUGAUCCUCAGGACAAUACCCCUCCUGUUCGAGGACCUCCUUUUCAACAAGAGGCUGAAGUGAAGGGCGCAAUGGGAACAUCAGAUGUAAAGUCAAAGCCUAAGCGCCGGACAAGCCGGAAAGAAGGUGAGCUUCAAAAUUAUGGUGGCGUAGGAUCUGGAAGUAGUAAAGUAGAAUCAGAGGCACAAAAGGGCUCAGAUGCAUUGAGACCAACGAAUCAAUGCCUGCUGAGCCAGGAAGAAGGUGACCUCAGUAGAGCAGCAGAUCCUCCAUUGCGGCAUGAAACUGGUGAAACCCCCAAAAGGGUUACACGGAAAAGUUCCAGUUCUUGCACUGACCACUCACCACUUCACCCUCAUUACCAGUCGAGGGUUGGAGGUAAAAGCAGUGGGGUUUCUUCUCCCUCACAGGAGAGGAAGGGGUCGUCUGAAGGCAGCCAUGGCCUAAGAUCCCGAUUGAGAUCAGUCAAUCGAGGCGAUGACACUCCUGAUCACAGUCCUGCUGUUCCCAAAUUUGGUGAUUGGGAUGAGAGCGACCCCGCAUCAGCUGAAGGUUAUUCUCACAUAUUCAACCAAGUCCGAGAGGAGAAGCAGAGUGGGGCAGGAAAGGUUCCUGUCAUGGCAACUGACACUUCUUAUUCCAAUGGUCAGAAGCAAUAUGGAAAAGGCGAUUCCCAGAGCUGUUGCUGCUUUCCAUGGGGCAGAAAAUGAAAUCAUUUGUACAUCAGUGAAUAGAAAGCACGUUGGUCCUGUAUACUCUAAUAUAGCUUGGAUUCUCUUACGUAUAGAUUCAACAUUCUAGUAAGUAAAUUCUUUGUGGUGUGCUUUUAGUGAUAAUAAAAAAUAAAACAAAGUUUCAAGGGGAAAGCAUCGGGCUUUUUCUCGCCUUUCCCCUCCCUUCCUUUUCCUUUCUUGUUGUCAGAAUGUAACAACUUUUACUUAUAAUUUAUAAGGCAAAAAUAGUUUAAGCUGAAAAAAAA
Messenger RNA from Camellia sinensis, 1257 nucleotides. Its product is annotated as RPM1-interacting protein 4. Gene Ontology annotation, cellular component: plasma membrane. The record is from RefSeq and is a predicted model, not a curated record. NCBI's taxonomy places the organism in Eukaryota, Viridiplantae, Streptophyta, Magnoliopsida, Ericales, Theaceae.